Messenger RNA from Rubroshorea leprosula, 3813 nucleotides. The record is from the annotation of a GenBank genome assembly. Lineage: Eukaryota; Viridiplantae; Streptophyta; Magnoliopsida; Malvales; Dipterocarpaceae.
GUUUGAUAGGAAAGUUCCUGCAUCAUGGUUUUGAAGUGAAUCGAGCUAGCGUUUCGGAUUCGCCAUACAUUUUCUAGAUUGUCAACAAGCAAGUUUCACCAUGGAUUCUUAUUCGUUGAAAUCUGUCUUGGAUUUACCGGAGCCUUUCCGUUCAGUUUUUAGUUUCAGGUACUUUAAUUCACUGCAGAGUGAAUGUUUCCCUGUUUGUUUUUACUCCGAUACAAACAUGGUUAUAUCAGCACCUACGGGGAGCGGGAAAACUGUGCUCUUUGAGCUUUGCAUUUUGAGGCUUCUCUCAAGGUUCCUUUCUGGGGACGGUAGGUUUGUCCAUGUAAAGGGCACCCUCAAAACUAUCUAUGUAGCUCCAUCUAAGGCUUUAGUGCAAGAGAAGCUACGUGAUUGGAACCAGAAGUUUGGGUCAUGGGGGAUAAAUUGCCUGGAGCUGACGGGUGAUAAUGAUUAUUACAGCACAAGGAACAUACAAGAGGCAGAUAUUAUUUUAACCACUCCUGAGAAAUUUGAUGCUGUGACUCGUUAUCGCAUCAAGGAUGGUGGCUUGAGUUUUUUCAGUGACAUUGCGCUUCUACUUAUCGAUGAAGUUCACCUUCUGAAUGACCUACGAGGGGCAGCUUUGGAGGCAAUUGUCAGCAGAUUAAAAAUGCUCUCUCGCAACCCUGAAAUGAAAUCAAGCCCUCUAGCUUCUAUCCGUUUUCUAGCCAUUUCAGCAACCAUUCCAAAUAUUGAGGACCUUGGGGACUGGCUUGAGGCUCCUGUUCAAGGAAUCAAAAGGUUUGGAGAAGAAAUGCGACCAGUAAAGUUAACUACCAAAGUUUUUGAUAUUUUGAUGCAAUUUUCAAGGGGGAAAUCUGCUCUGGUUUUCUGUUCAACAAGGAAAGGAGCACAAGAAGCAGCACAGAAACUCUCUCAAACAGCAAUGGCUUUUGGUUAUUCAAACCCUUUUAUCAAAAGUAAAGAACAACAGGAAAGACUGAGGGAGGCCUCGCUAUCAUGCAGUGACAAACAAAUGCAAUCUUAUAUACUUUAUGGAGUUGGUUAUCACAAUGGUGGGCUUUGUCAAAGGGAUCGUAACCUUGUUGAAGGCCUUUUCCUUAACGGUGAUGUCCAAGUUCUUUGCACUACAAAUACCCUUGCUCAUGGAAUCAACCUGCCAGCUCAUACGGUAGUAAUAAAGUCAACACAACAUUUCAACAAGGAAAAAGGCCUUUACAUGGAGUAUGACCGGUCCACAGUACUACAGAUGUGUGGAAGGGCAGGUCGGCCACCAUUUGUUGAUACAGGAACGGUUAUAAUUAUGACAAGAAGAGAAACGGUCCAUUUAUAUGACAAUCUCUUGAAUGGAUGUGAAAUGGUGGAAUCACAAUUGCUUUCAUGCUUGAUGGAACACUUAACUGCAGAAAUAGUUCAACUGACCAUCACUGACAUCACAAAGGCAAUUGAGUGGAUGAAGUGCUCAUUCUUGUACAUUAGAAUGAAAAAGAACCCAGAGAAUUACGCAGUUAGAAAAGAGACACCAAGAGCCCGUAUAGAGAAGCAUAUGCAAGAGAUCUGUGUUCAAAAUGUUAAUGAGUUAUCACAUCAUCAAUUGAUUCAGACUGAUGAAGAUGGUUUUGUCUUGAGGCCGCUAGAGCCAGGAAGGUUGAUGACCAAGUACUACUUGAAAUUUGUCACCAUGAAACUCAUAAUGCAAGCACCAGCAUACUGCAGUUUAGAAGAUAUACUACACACUAUAUGUCGUGCUGAGGAAAUUGCUUGGAUCCAGCUAAGAAGGAAUGAGAAGAAGCUUCUGAAUGACAUAAAUACCGAUAAAGGUGGCCGUCUUCGCUUUCAUGUCACUGGUGAUAAAGGAAAAAGGAAAAAGCGUAUUCAAACUAGAGAAGAAAAGAUAUUUGUUUUGACAAAUGACUGCUUAACUGGGGAUCCUUUAGUUCAUGAUUUAUCCAUGACCCAGGAUGUGAAUUCGAUAUGCUCAAAUGGGUGUAGAAUUGCCAAGUGUAUGAAAGAGUACUUUCUAUAUAGAAAGAUUUACAAAGGAGCCCUGAACUCAUCCCUUGUAGCCAAGUCACUAUAUCAGAAACUAUGGGAUGAUAGCCCAUACUUACUGAAACAAUUACCCGGCAUUGGAAUGGUGACCGCAAAGGCACUGCAUUCAAUGGGAAUUAAAUCAUUUGAGUCACUAGCUGGAGCUGAUCCAAGAAGAAUAGAGGUAGUCACUGGUCGGAAGUACCCAUUUGGGAACCAUAUCAAGGAAUCUCUACUGGCACUCCCACCAAAAGUUAAUAUGAAGAUUGAGGAAAUUGAAUGCCAGAGACAGGGAAAGUCCAAGCUUGCAUUAAUGUUGACAAGGGUCUCAGAAGCAAUCCAAUCAACUAAACGACACUAUGCUGAUAUGAUUGUUGGAUCAGAAGAAGAAAACUUGAUUCUCUUUCAUGAGAAAAUAAGGGUGGAUGAGUUUUCCAGCCCCUAUAGCACGACAAUUUUCAUAUCAAACCCCUUUGAAAGGUUGACCGUGAAGGCAGAUCUUAUUUUUGAAGAAUACAUUGGCCUAGAUCUCCACCAAAAACUUUUGCUGGUUAAGGACAAUGAUCCAAACACUAAUAGUGAACACGGGAAAAAACUGCCUCGUUUUUCUGUUCCACCUGAGAAAUUAUGUAGCAAGGAAGAUGAUACAGCUGCUGCUACAUCUCUAGAUCCGGCUCAAAAGCCUCCUGUUAAAUCCAAUGAGAUCUCUUUAAUGCCCAGUUUCAACCUCUUGGAUGAAGAGAUGGGAGAAUGUGAGCCUGCUGCAGAUAAUGAAGAUGACGAUUGCAAAAUCAUCACCAAACAAACAAUAUUCGACCACAUUCGUGAAAAAGCUAAGAACUUUCCUCUCUUGACUACAUCAAACGGUGCAAGUUCUCCAACAUCCAGUACUUUGACUAUCAAAAGAAAGUGCCCUGUUGAGGUGCACCUUGAACUCUGUAACGAACAGGAUAAUCUUGAAGAAACAAAUAAAAGCGAAACCCGUCAACAGGUUGUGCUGAACCCUUCUCCAGAACCCAGAGAGUCAGGACAUGAUGUAGAUACCAUCAACAAUUACCUUACCACAAAGCAUUAUAUAAGUACUGCUGGGAGCUCAGAUCUUCAAUCGGAACCUGAGGAGACAACAUUCAAAACAUUGACAGAAAAAACAAUAUUUGACCACAUCCGGAAAAAAUCAGGGGAUUUUCCGGUACUGAAUACUCCGAAGCCCAUUCAGACUGACUCUCAUAUCUGGGCAAAGGAACAACACAUUAAGAAUGAGACUGAGUCCUGUGGUUCUGCUUCUAAAGCCACGGAUUCUAGCAAAUUCCUGAGAGAUGUUAUGAUCAUUUCAAAACGGGAACCUGGAGAAGUCAGCAGGGACUUUUUUAGUAGCCAGGCAUGCAGAAAGGCCAAGCAUGAAUUUGCUGAAAGUUUCAAUGGAGCACGUGGAAGAUCAAAUGUCUCAAGCACCAAGGCUGAUCCCACAUCGAUCAAAAUGCUGUCCUUUGAUAUUUCAAUGAUGAAGAACAAUAUGCAGGUGGCAGAGUUAGGAAGGUCCAUGGAAGUCGACCGGAGAGGGAAGUGUUCUGAAAAUGGUUCAAAAAGACAGUGCUGUUCAUUGGCAUCUGCGGACAACACCAAGGAAGUAGAUUCGUUUCUUGGGUUUCAGAGUGUUUUUUCAUUUCUCUGAUUUCUUGUUUGCCAUACUAUCAAGGUAGUGUCACAAUAUAAACUUUUAAACUUUAAUUGUUCAUUUGUCCCUAAACUGAGCAAGAAAGAGACAAGAUAAUC